Messenger RNA from Glossina fuscipes, 4630 nucleotides. It is a transcript of the gene X11L, whose product is annotated as putative mediator of RNA polymerase II transcription subunit 26. Gene Ontology annotation, molecular function: protein binding. Gene Ontology annotation, cellular component: dendritic spine; plasma membrane; cytoplasm. The transcript has 10 exons. The coding region runs from base 355 to 4491 and encodes 1378 amino acids. Gene Ontology annotation, biological process: chemical synaptic transmission. Lineage: Eukaryota; Metazoa; Arthropoda; Insecta; Diptera; Glossinidae. The record is from RefSeq and is a predicted model, not a curated record.
CUUUAUCGAAACUAAAGUUGUCGCUUAGAAUAGAUCCUCACGGUGAAAGUGAAUGGAAUCCAAUUUGAGUAUGCCAAUCUCUAUGCGUUAAUAGUAAGUUUAAUCAUCGAUAGGAUAGGUAGCCAUAGAGGACGACAUGACUAUACACUAAAGUUUGGUUGCAAUAAUAGCAAAUAUUUGAUCAGUUCAAUCAACAUUAUUGCUCUAUUCUUUGAUGCUAUAGAAAAACUCCAAUAGCUAGACUCGAAGGAAACCGCGUAAAACUUUAAUAAAAUUCACAAUAGCUAAUCAAAACGGAAUAAUAAUAAAAGAAAAGAGGUAAAGCAUAAUAGAAUUCCGGAAAACGACACCGAGAUGAAUACAUGUAGUGACGGCAGUACAAGUGAAUUAAAAGCAGUUUGCAGCAACGCUAAUAAUGUAAAUACUACAACAACACGCAGCAGUUAUCCUGUAACGUCGUCACAUCUGCCUACAUCGUCAUCAACGGUGAUGGUGGCGGCAGUUGAUAAUUCUUGCAUUCUCUCCAAAUCAAUAUAUCAUGGUGCUGCGGUAAUAAGUGCCAGUAGCGGUAAUAAAACGUCAGCAAAAGAUGCUGGUAAUACUAGUACUAAUAAUGCAACAAACAGCGUAGUAGAUUAUGAUAGCGGAGCCUCUGUAAGCAAUGGGGUAGGUUUUAGUGCGGUAACAAACGAUGGUGUUGGUGUAAUAACUGUGGGUGGAAUGGGUGCAGCAAAUAAACCUCAAGAACGAUAUGUGUGGGAAAUGCGCGCGCGCAGCCCGAACGUAACACCAGCAAGUACUGUACUCAAUUCACCAGAUCUCAAUAACGAUAUGCAGUAUUCUUUACAUCCUCAUCAAAGACAGAUGCAACAAAUACGAGUUGGCCGUAGUCCUGGUAGCCAGUUUGAACAGCAUAACAUACUGCCACAGGGCUUAGCUUCACCGGGUUCUCCUACCGAUGUAGGCAAAGCUGAUGGCCAAUGUGUACGUGACGGUGAAAUAGUUGUGUUUGAUGAUAUUGAUACCAACUGGAUGAAUAAGACAAACAGCAGUUACGCAUCGAAUCAUAAUAGUAGCAUACGCGAUGUUUUUCAUGGCAAUGAAGAUGUUUUGAAAGUUACCAAAAUGAUUGGGCAAUUGGCGAUAGCAGAGUAUGAGGGCUCGCCUAGACGUUUCGGUAAUCAGCCACCAAUAAAAGCGACAUUUCCAAAAAGGCCACCUGGUUUUCCGCAACGUGUAUCACCUCUGUCAUCCAUGUCGCCGCAACAGCAGCUACAACAUCAAGAGCAACAAGAAGCUGCGCAUGCACGGCACCAACAAAUGCAACAGCAGCACCAAUUUUAUGCGCAAGCCACAUGUGGUGGUGGUUUGGCUGUAGGGGGCAGUGCAGCCAAUUUAUCCAAUUCUUCUAUGCUUCUCAAUCAUAACACCGAUAGUCAUAAGUCCGUAGGUAAUCUUAUAGAUAUUGAUGCAGAUGACGGUGACGCGGGAAGUGGUGGUGCUUCGGCAACUCCAGUAUCCUCCUAUAAUGAAACAUUGCAAUCGAAAGUGCGUUCGCCAACGUUCGAUUAUUUGUACGAGUUCUCAGAGACACGUAAAGUGUUAGAGGAAUUUUUUAAAGCAAAUGCCGAUGAUGAAAAACGCUUUACUGAUUUCACCGAAAGUGCAGACGAUUUAGGUAGCUGCGAGGCCCAUAAUGACUUCGAAAUACAGCAGCAAUUGCAAGAUGAUAGUAAUAAACAUAUCGAUAAGGCUUACAUUGGUCAACGUUUAGCUAGAAUACCAAAAGAUGAAUUAUAUAUGGUGCACCGUUCACCUAAAAAACAACAGAAGCAAUCGCAACAGCAGCAGCAUUUACAACAGCAACAGCAACAGCAACAGCAACAACAACAACAGAUGUGUGAUAACGUAUAUAAUGAUAGCAACGAUAUUGAAUUGUAUAUUGACUCGAAUAGUCGCAGUAGUGGAGACUUAGCUGACACUGAAUUGGAAGCGAAUUUGCGACGGCAUUCGCGCAAUUUCACUCUGUCGCCUGAGACGACGGAUUACGAUUCCAAUUGCGGUGAUUUAGAUAGUUUGUCGAACGAUAUAAACUGUACAACAGACUUUGGAAAAUUAUAUACCAGUAUGCCGGUGCUAGAAGAUGGCUUAUCAAGUGGCCAUGCUUCGGAUACAGAAAACAAUUGUCAUAAAUAUGAGGCAAAUGGUGACAGCAAUGACGGAUGUAAUGAUAAUGCUAGUAAUGAGAAUGGCGGUGGUAGCGAUAUAGAUACGUGUGGUAUUGAGCUAGAAAAACAAGCAAAUUAUCAAAAUAAACAACAAGAAAUGUUUGAACAAAAUAAAUAUAAUAAUAGUUUAAUACAAGAAUACUUGGAUAGUAAUUGCACGGCUAAUGAUGUAAUUGCGAGCUUAAUGGAAAUAGGCGUUGAUGAUGAGACAUUAAAAGCGCGUAAAAUUCAACAACAAAUGCAUUGCAGUGAUAUAGCUCUUUCCGGGAAAGCAGCUUGUUGUAACACAUCUUCAUUUAAUGACAGAAACGAAUUGAAUAAUGGAUCUAAUUAUGAGCCAAUUUACGCUUCUAUAGCAAAGCAAACACCACCACCGCCACCUGCUCCUCAACCUCACCGUCAAAUGCGCUGUAAAUUACCUGGACGAGCCGAAUCUGUAGAGAUUCAAGAAGCCAUGAAAGAGAUAAGAUCGGCCUUGCACAGAGCUAAAACGCAACCGGAGAAGUUGAAGUUUUGUGAUGAAGUACUACCGCCAGAUCCUGAAUCCCCCAUUUGGGUGCCACGCAAAACACAAAUGGAAUUAAAUUCUACUCCAACUAGUAAUGUGAAAGCGUUAAAUAAUUGCGAUGAAGAAGAACAAGAUACGGACUUGGAAACAGAUCGUUUGUUAGGACAACAAAGAACAGACGAUCAAGAUUUUUUCGAAGAAAAGAACCUAUGGCCGAAAACUUCACGCCUUAAUUCAACUCUUAAUUCAAACGAACAAUCACCAUCAACAUCUGAUGUUACAAUGCUGACUUCCAAUUCGUUAAGUUUGAAACCGCAAUCAUUUUCAUCAGCCACCAUACGUCAAGGCAUCGGUACUUCUUUAACACCUAAUACUCCCGAUCAUUACCAGGUUGUCGGCAAUGCUGAUGUGACCUUAACAUCUCCCGAAAAAUUGCAAUACACCAAAAGCCCUACAGGUUCUAUAAAAUCAUUAAAAGAUUCUAGUAAUCACGAUACAAAAUCAAAAACCCGUAAUAAAGAAGGUCUUUUGGAUCCGUUAGUGUUGAUCGAGGGCGUCUUGUUUCGGGCACGUUAUUUAGGGUCCACUCAACUGGUGUGUGAAGGUCAACCUACAAAAUCUACGCGUAUGAUGCAAGCCGAAGAAGCCGUAUCACGCAUUAAGGCUUUGGCGCCCGAGGGCGAAAAUCAACCUUCAACCGAAGUCGAUUUAUUCAUAUCAACCGAAAAAAUAAUGGUUCUAAAUACUGAUUUAAAAGAAAUUAUGAUGGAUCACGCUUUGCGUACCAUUUCCUACAUUGCCGAUAUAGGCGAUUUAGUAGUAUUAAUGGCACGCAGACGUUUUGUCCAUUCAGAGAAUUGUAAUUCUGGUGCUGAUACUGAGGCAACAAACACAGCCAUAAAUAAUAACGCCAACGGUGGUAGUAAUAAAGAAAAAGAUCUUAAAGAGAAUAAUGCCAGUGGGUCGAGUAAUAAUAAACAUAAUCGCACGCCUAAAAUGAUAUGUCACGUAUUUGAGAGUGACGAAGCUCAAUUUAUAGCUCAAUCCAUUGGUCAAGCCUUUCAGGUGGCCUAUAUGGAAUUCCUAAAAGCCAACGGUAUUGAAAAUGAAAAUCUCGCCAAAGAGAUGGAUUAUCAAGAGGUGCUUAAUAGUCAAGAAAUAUUUGGGGAUGAAUUGGAGAUAUUCGCUAAAAAGGAGCUACAAAAAGAGGUGGUAGUGCCUAAAGCAAAAGGUGAAAUAUUAGGUGUCGUCAUUGUAGAAUCUGGUUGGGGUUCAAUGUUACCAACAGUAGUAAUAGCGAAUCUAAUGUCUGGUGGAGCGGCAGCCCGUUGCGGCCAAUUGAAUAUCGGUGAUCAAUUGAUAGCCAUAAAUGGUUUGAGUUUGGUUGGCCUUCCGCUGUCAACAUGUCAGAAUUACAUACGAAAUGCAAAAAAUCAGACUGCUGUUAAAUUUACUGUAGUGCCCUGUCCACCAGUGGUGGAGGUGAAAAUAUUACGUCCCAAGGCCCUCUUUCAAUUGGGUUUCAGUGUACAAAACGGUGUGAUUUGUAGCCUUUUACGCGGUGGCAUUGCUGAACGUGGCGGCGUUCGUGUCGGUCAUCGUAUCAUUGAAAUCAACAAUCAAAGUGUGGUGGCUGUGCCACAUGACACAAUUGUUAAACUCCUAUCAUCGUCAGUGGGUGAGAUAUUAAUGAAGACAAUGCCCACCUCCAUGUUUCGUUUACUUACCGGUCAAGAAACACCAAUUUAUAUAUAAAGUGCUCCGGAAAAUAUAUAAAAAAAAAAAAAUAAUAAUAAAUAAAUAAAAGGAGAAAAUUAAUCUAAAUAAGAUUCAAAAAAAGAGCCGCAAGAUAAGAAUUAUUCGAAAACUUUAUACUUACCCCACACAUACACAC